Messenger RNA from Vitis riparia (riverbank grape), 2778 nucleotides. RefSeq lists its product as uncharacterized. The transcript is spliced from 11 exons. The record is from RefSeq and is a predicted model, not a curated record. The coding region runs from base 176 to 2530 and encodes 784 amino acids. NCBI's taxonomy places the organism in Eukaryota, Viridiplantae, Streptophyta, Magnoliopsida, Vitales, Vitaceae.
UCACACAACUUCAUCAUGCGACUGCGCCUUUCCCAAAAUUUAAACAACAUUUGCCGCCCAAAUGUUCUUUAGUUUUUUUUUUUUUUUUCCUUCACUCUUAAAGCUUGAAACUCUAAUCAUCUAUUUUACACUAUUUCUUUUUCACUGCCAAAACUUGAAACCCUAAUUUUUCGACAUGGAUAUGGAAGAUGAUUCUCAGCUAUUCUCACCUUCAGAACAAUCCUCCUCUCCAGUUCAUGCGAGGAAGCUAAAACGUUUGAAGAAAGCAACUAGUGUUUCUUCAGAUGAUGUUGUCGCCAAGCAAGUGAAUGGACAAGUUCUUGGCUCCUCGGAAUCCCUAGAAUCAAAUGAGGGGUCCUUGCGGUUCGACUCUGGAAAGGAAUUGGAUUCUGGAUUUGCUGGGGAGGGGUCGGGAUCCGGGAGGGAUUUGGAAUUUGAUGGAGAUGGAGAAGAUCAGGGCGGGGAGAAGGGAGAAGCAAUCGGAGAUCCGAAGGCCGAUGAAUCUCUUGCUUCUGAGGGAUGGAAUGAAGAAUCAUUGCAAUUUGACUUUGGUAGUGAAAUGAAUUCUACAUUUGAUGAAGAUGGGUCGAGAACUAAGAGAGUUUUGGAAUUUGGUGGAGAUGGAGAAGAUCCAAGUGAAGAGAUGCGUGAAGAAACUGGAGAUUUGAGGAUGGGUGAAUCUGAGAGGAAACGGGGCAAUUCAGAAGACUUGGGCCAAAAGAGAGUGAAGAGGAAGAAGAAGCUUGAGAGUGUUGCAGAUGAUGGAAAGCUUGAUGCAUGUGCCUCUGGGAGAAGAAUGACAGAAAAGGAAAGAAGAGCUCGUCUUAGUGAACUUCAUGCUGAGACUCAGAGACUGUUGCGAGAGACAAGAGAUACAACAUUCAAACCAGCAAAACCUGUACAAAAAUCCAUAUCUUCAAUCUUGGAGAAGAUCCGCCAAAGGAAGCUAGAAGUGUCAAAAAGAACUGUCAGUCUGAACAAUAACUGUUCUAUUGCUGAGGACAAUGGUUCAUUGAGAGAGGUUGCAGUUGCCCUUGAUUCAGAAAAUGGGGCCAAAGAUAAGAGAGGGGAUGAUGAAUUCACAAAAGUGGCGGAGGAGACAGUUGCACAUGCAGCUGAUGUGGAUAGUAGGUCGGAUGGAUUUAAUGAAUCUUUAAAUCACUCAAGUCAAGAAAAUACUCCUCUCCAGAUGGACUCAGAGGAGAAACCUACACAUGCAUUUCGAGCUCCUAUUGAUGAUACACAGGAUUUGUUUUGUGCUUCCCAAACAAGUGAUGUGAAUGAUGAACUACCAAAUGAACAGAACAGCAGUCCUCUUGAAGAAGUUCUGGAACCAUCCUUACUUGCAAUGAACUUAAAACUUGAUUCUGCUCCUGCUGAUGAUGUUUCUUCCAAUGAAGAGGACAAUGAUAAGGAAAAUAUUGAUCCUGAUCCACAUAGACCAAUUGAAUUGUGUUCAUCUCCAAAAGGUGAUCCUGUUAAAGCUUUUGUUGAUGACGAAGCUGAGGAGGAAGAUGAUAGUGACAAUGACCUAAUUCGAUUCCAAGAAAAUGAAGAGGAUGAGGAUAAUGGAGGAUCUGAGGAACUUAAUGAUUUGAUAGCAACUGAAUAUGAAGAAAAUCCAAUUGAUGGUGAAAAGCGCAAUCAACUUCAUCAGCAGUGGCUUGAGCAGCAGGAUGCAGCUGGAACAGACAAUCUUUUGCAGAGAUUGAAAUGUGGUCCGGAACAAAGAGAAACAGCCAUGCUUGGAGGAGAAGAUGACGAUGAUGAGGAAGAAGACAAUGAAGAGGAAGAAGAGUUUUGUGAUGAAGCACUAGAAGGUCUAGGUCGAGCAAAUCUUGUCCGGAUGAAUUCAAGAAAAAUAAAACAAAUGAUUCCUCAAAUGUUUACUGAUAAGGAUGAUGGGUUCUUAUCAUCUGAUGAUGAGGAAACAGAAAAAAGGCUCGUUAAACAGCGUCUACUUGAGAAAGCUGAAGAGCAGGCUACACUAUUGUCCCCAGAAGAGGAUGAAAAUUCCAGAGAAGUUUUUGGUCUUAUAAAGAAGCUGAAUAUUGUGCCUGACACUAAGAGGAAAGCAAAAACAUCAUCUGUUCUUGGUAUGCUGCUGAAAGGCAGAAAUAGCAAUAACUCUUCAAAGUCAUCUUUCCUGGGUCGAGCAUCAAACCAGUCCUUACCAUCAUCCCAUAAGCCUGGAUCAACUAUGGUUCGAUCUUUUAUCUUUGGGCGAGAUGACAGCAAUAGCAGGAGCACAAUUUCAAUGUCGGAGGAUUCUUCAGAUAAGAUUCAAAAUGAGACUCGGCCAAAAAGAACUGCUUCAGCUAAGUUUAGUAGCUCACAAUCCAAAUUCAGCACCCAGAACACCAAAGUUGCAGUCGAAAAAACCUCAGGUACUUCUCUUUUUGAGAUCUUGAGGCGGUCUUCUCUGCAAUCCAACAGUUGCCCUCAAGAUAAUGUGGUUGGCGAAAAUCAAAGUGUAUUUGCUGCAUUCAGAUUGACGAAGAAGUCAAUAAAGGUAGAAGGAAGAACCUAAUUGGAAUAUGGAAACUGCCUGCAAUAUUUCAUUGUUGGAAUGAUUUAAUUGUCCAUUAGAUGGUCUUUAUGAGGUUCCUUAUUCUGUGUUAAAGAUAAAAGCCCAUUUUUCCAAGCAUCAGCAUCACUUUGUGAAACUUCUGUUGAGAGCUUGUUGAAUUUUAUACUAGAAAGCUUUAAGAUCUGCAGCUCAUAAAUAGGAAAAAGUAUAUUGAGAUUUUGUUUGGCAGGAAUCUACUGCUGAUUCAA